AUGAAUUUCAUCCUAUGGGGAAGUAAAAGUACUGGCGCCAUCCCAAUUUCCCUAUUUUUCAUACUCUUUUCCCUCUGGUUUUGCAUCUCGGUGCCUCUGACACUUGUGGGUGGGCUUUUUGGUGCACGGGCCGAGAUCAUCUCAUACCCAGUCCGGACCAAUCAGAUCCCCCGGGAGAUACCUGCUCGCAAGUACCCCUCGUGGCUUCUCGUUCUAGGUGCAGGGACACUGCCCUUCGGGACGCUCUUUAUAGAGCUUUUCUUCAUACUCUCGAGUAUCUGGCUCGGGAGAUUCUAUUACGUGUUCGGUUUCUUGCUUAUUGUUCUUUUGCUGCUGGUGGUUGUCUGUGCCGAGGUUUCUGUUGUUUUGACUUACAUGCAUCUCUGUGUCGAGGACUGGAUGUGGUGGUGGAAGGCCUUUUAUGCAUCUGGCUCGGUGGCGCUUUAUGUUUUCCUGUACUCGAUCAAUUAUCUGGUGUUUGAUCUGCAGAGCCUGAGUGGGCCCGUGUCUGCCUCGCUUUACCUGGGUUACUCGUUGAUAAUGGCUGUCGCAAUAAUGCUCUCGACCGGGACCAUUGGGUUUCUUACUUCGUUUUACUUUGUUCAUUACCUGUUCUCAUCCGUGAAGAUUGAUUGA
Messenger RNA from Striga hermonthica, 636 nucleotides. The record is from the annotation of a GenBank genome assembly. Lineage: Eukaryota; Viridiplantae; Streptophyta; Magnoliopsida; Lamiales; Orobanchaceae.